AUGAGUCCAUCUCACCCCGAUAUUACCCAGCCUAAGAAUGUCAAUGAUGAUAAAGAACAGGGUCCAUUCAUGGACCAGGGGUCUUUGAUCAGGGAACAAGGUAUGGAAGGCCAAGAUGUUCUGGAAUCACCAUCACCAUCCAUAUUAUCAGGGCCCGAAAAAGUACUGUCUAUUAUUAUUAUCACCACCAUGACAUUCUUGGGUCCGGCACCGAUGAGCAUUUACUUUCCCAUCCUGGGCAGUCUGUCGCGAGAUCUACACGUUUCUCCCAGCCAAAUGAGCUUGACCAUCACGGUGUAUAUGGUAAUUCCCCGCACCCCGCAGAUUAUGCAAGCUCUCUUUCCCCUGUUAACGGCGAGUUUUUCAGACCAACGUGGACGUCGACCGGUCUUCAUAAUAUGCCUGACAGCGUCUUUGGGGGCCAAUAUCGGCCUCGCGUCGCAGACAAGCUACACCGCACUGAUGGCACUGCGCUGCCUGCAGAGCUUUGGCAGUAGCAGUCUUUCCGUCGUGGGUAUCGCCGCAAUGACGGAUAUCAUCACCCGUGAUGAGCGCGGGAAGUACCGCAUAUACACUUCCUCCGGCUAUACCAUGGCCAGCUUGCUCGGCCCAGUCACGGGUGGUCUCCUUGCACAGUUUCUCGGGUGGCGAAGUGUGUUUUGGUUCCUAGCCAUAUUUGCCGGGGUCAUGCUUCUUCUCGUCCUAGUAUUCCUGCGUGAAUCGUGCCGCGCCUUAGUCCGCAAUGGGAGCGUGCCCUCCCAGCCAUGGAACCGAGCUCUAGUUGAUUGGCUGCAUCCGCUGAAGACCUGUCAAGCAUCGCGCCCUCAACCCCCAUCGACCCUUGGGCGGGGAAUCCUCGAUACGAUCCGACUCCUCGGCCGCUGGCAGACAGGCCUGGUAGUGGCAUUCCAGGCCGUCCUCUUCUGCGGCACCAUGGCUAUCUUUGCCAGUAUCCCGGUGCUCUUUGAGCGCCACUAUGGCUUCCAGCCUUGGCAGGUUGGGCUCGUUUACGUACCAUACGCCGUUGGUGGAUUUGCCGCACGCUGGAUAGUCAACCCUCUAACGACCAAAAACAUGCAGCGAUAUCGUCGCCGUGUCGGGGUGCAGGCCACGGAUUACCUUCCCCAGGAUUUUCCCUUUGAGCGUGCUCGGCUAGAAAUCAUAAUCCCGCUAGUCUACCUGGGCUGUGCUUGGAUGAUGGUAUAUGGUUGGCUGAUGGAGCGGAAGGUGCAUGUGGCUGGACCCUUGGUGAUUCUAUUUUUCGCAGGCAAUGCUAUCACGGGGGCGAGUGUUGGACUUACUGCAAUGCUAUUAGGAAUGCAUCGACGUCGGCCAGCGAUGGCGCUGGCGGCAGCCAACAUGGUUCGAUUUUUGUGCGGUGCUGGUGCAGUGGCGGCCAUUAUCCCCGGGAUCAAAACGAUUGGCAUUGGCUGGAUGGGAACGGUUGUGGCUGGAAUAUAUCUGGUGGUUUCGGGGGUGCUAUGGGUGUUGUAUUAUUAUGGACAUCGUCUACGAAACAGCUACAGGAAGAAAUGA
This is a messenger RNA of Penicillium nucicola, 1536 nucleotides long. RefSeq names its product MFS general substrate transporter. Gene Ontology annotation, molecular function: transmembrane transporter activity. Lineage: Eukaryota; Fungi; Ascomycota; Eurotiomycetes; Eurotiales; Aspergillaceae. The record is from RefSeq and is a predicted model, not a curated record. Gene Ontology annotation, biological process: transmembrane transport. The coding region runs from base 1 to 1536 and encodes 511 amino acids. The transcript is spliced from 2 exons.